Ictalurus punctatus (channel catfish) is the source of this 8187-nucleotide messenger RNA. RefSeq lists its product as uncharacterized. The record is from RefSeq and is a predicted model, not a curated record. Gene Ontology annotation, molecular function: carbohydrate binding. Lineage: Eukaryota; Metazoa; Chordata; Actinopteri; Siluriformes; Ictaluridae. Bases 48 to 7643 code for a protein of 2531 amino acids. The transcript is spliced from 62 exons.
AUUUUGCCUGGUGUGUAAAUCUUCUCAUCCUGCAUAGUGUUGACAACAUGAGUUGCCACGCCAGCUCUGGGAGCCAAUCCUUUUCCAUUAUGGAGCAAUCAAAAGUCACACCCUUGGGGAGCACAUUCACAAACACAUUAUUCAUUCCUUCUGAAGUUUCAAAUCCAGUCAUACAGCCUACACUUCCCUAUAUGGGAAAAAUCCCUGGAGGCUUAAAACCAGAUAAGGCUGUGUUCAUCCAAGGGGCUGUUCCUGCAAAUGCCAAGCUCUUUGAGAUAAAUUUCCACACAGGGCAGUCUUAUAGUGAUGGUAUCGCUUUUCACUUCAACCCUCGUAUUACAGUUAAAUAUGUAUAUAUGAACAGCCUCAGAAAUGGUAAGUGGGAAAAGGAUGAAACUGUUUAUGACAAGCCCUUCCCCAAAGGGACAUCUUUCAGUCUACUGAUUACCAUCAAGUCAGAGGGAUAUGAGGUUUAUGUGAAUGGCUUGCGAUACUGGCUGUUCCAACAUCGUAUGCCUCUAGAGCAAGUUCUGACACUUGGCAUUCGUGGUGAUGUUUUCAUUUCCAGCUGUGGUUUUAUUGAUAACUGGAGCAAGACCUCUUUAUUUGCAGAACAGUCAAAGAUCACAGGUUUGGGGAGCUCAUUCUUGAAAAUGUUACCGAUCCCUACAGAGCUUGUAAAUCCAGUCAUCCAGCCUACGAUACCCUAUACUGGUCCAAUAUCUGGAGGGACACAACCAGGAAUGGCUCUGUUUGUCCAAGGGACUGUUAAUCCAGCUGCAAAUCAGUUUCGAAUAGAUUUUAAAUCGGGACAGAACACUAAUGAUGACGUCCUAUUUAUCUUCAAUCCUCGAAUUGGCCAAUAUGUGUACAUGAACAACUUUGUAAAUGGUAUCUGGCAAAAAGAGCAAUUAGUCUGCCAUAAGCCCUUCACCAGAGGUGCAACCUUCAGUAUAUUGAUUGUUAUCAAUACAGAGUGUUUUGAGGUCUAUGUGAAUGGGAUGCGACACUGUACAUUCACACACCGCGUGUAUUUAGGUAAAGUUACCACGCUCUACAUUUGUGGAGAUGCUUGCAUCCACUAUUUUGGCUUUACUUACAACUGGAGCAGAUCACCUUUCUUUAGGGAUCAAUUGAAAAUCACAGACAAAGUAACCUCAGUCACCAGUCCAUUAUCCAUCCCAUCAGAGAUUGCAAACGCAGUCAUCCAGCCUAGAAUCCCCCAUAUUGGACCAAUAACUGGACAAAUGAGACCAGGAAUGGCGCUGUAUGUCCGCGGCGCUGUUCUUGCAGAUGACAGCCAGUUUGCAAUUGGUUUUCAAAAUGGGCAAAAUUAUAACGCUGACGUCGCUUUUAUUUUCAACCCACGGUAUGAUCAAUACCUAUACCUGAACACUUACAGAAACAGUAUAUGGGAGAAAGAGGAGCUGGUCUGUGAUAGACCUUUCAUCAGAGGGGAAAGUUUCACUGUGUUGGUUGUCAUCAAAUCAGAAGGUUAUGAGGUGUAUGUGAAUGGAAAAAGUCGCUGCAUGUUCAAGCACCGCAUUCCUUUAGUGCAAGUGACUGCAAUUGGCAUUUGGGGAGGUGUUUCAGUCCACUUCUAUGGUUUUAUUGAGAACUGGAGCGCAUCAUCUUUCUUUAAGGACCAAUCAAAACUGUUAGUCAUCCCAUCUGAACUUCCAAAUCCAAUCAUCCAGCCUAAAAUUCCCUACAUCGGCGCAUUAUGUGGAGGGAUAAAACCAGGAAUGGCUUUGUAUGUCGAAGGAAUGGUUCCUGCAAAUGGCAAUCAGUUUUCGAUAAAUUUCCAAGCAGGGCAGAAUAACAGUGAUGAUGUUCCUCUUACUUUUAACCCUCGAAUUGGUCAUUACAUAUACCUGAACAGCUGCAGAAAUGGUGUGUGGGAAAAGGAGCAAUUGGCGGCUGAAAAACCCUUUAUGAGGGGGACAGCUUUUAAUGUAUUGAUUUUCAUCAGUUCCAAAGGCUAUGAGAUGUAUGUGAAUGGAUGGAGACACUGCACAUUUACGCACCGCAUUCCAUUUGACAGAGUUACUACGCUUCACAUUUGGGGAGAUGUUUCCAUCAACUUCUGUGGUUUUACCGAUAAUUGGAGAAGAUCAUACACUUUUAGGGACCAACCAAAACUCACAGACGUUGGGAGAUCAUUCACAAGCCUGUUACCAGUCCCAUCAGAAAUUUCACAUCCAGUCAUCCAGCCUGUCCUUCCUUAUGUGAGUACAAUCAAGGGAGGGAUAAAACCAGAUAUGGCUGUGUUAUUCCAGGGGGUUCUUCCAGCACAUGCACAAGGCUUUGAAAUAAAUUUCAAAACAGGGGAGUCUGAUGUUGAUGACAUUGCUUUUCACUUCAACCCCCGCAUUGGUCAAUAUGUCUACCUGAACAGCUUUAGAAAUGAAAGCUGGGAAAAGGAGGAAUGUGUCUCUGACAAACCCUUUGUCAAGGGAUCAGCCUUCCAAAUAUUUAUCAUCAUCAAAACAGAGUGCUACGAGGUCUACAUUAAUGGCAUAAGACACUGCAUGUUUAAACAUCGCUUUCCUCUAGAGAAAGUUUCACUAGUUAACAUUCGUGGAGAUGUAUCCCUGCCCAUCUUUGGUUUUGUUGAUAACUGGAACACACUGAAUAUGAGCCAAUCAAAUACUACAGUCAUGGGGAGUUUAGUUUCAAAACACUUAUCACUCCCAUCAGCGGUGUCAUGUCCAUUCAUCCAGCCUACACUUUCCUAUGUGAGUAGAAUCAAAGGAGGAAUAAGACCAGAUAUGGCUGUGUUCUUCCAAGGGACCAUUCCAAUAAACGGCAAACACUUUGAAAUAAAUUUCAAAACAGGGGAGUCUGAUGUUGAUGACAUUGCUUUUCACUUCAACCCCCGGAUUGGUCAAUAUGUCUACCUGAACAGCUUCAGAAAUGGUAGCUGGGAGAAGGAGGACUGUGUCUCUGACAAACCCUUCACCAAGGGAGCAGGCUUCUAUAUGUUUGUUGUCAUCAAGUCAGACAACUAUGAGGUGUAUGUGAAUGGCUUGCGGCACUGUAUGUUCAAGCACCGCAUUCCUCUAGAGAAAGUUUCGACACUUGGCAUUUGCGGUGAUAUUUCCAAACCCAUCUAUGGUUGUAUUGAUAACUGGAGCAGUUCAUAUUUAUGUCUGGAUCAAUCAAGAAUCACAGGCAUGGGGAGCACAUUCUCAAGCCUGUUAGCAAACCCUUCAGAGUUAUCACAUCUAGUCAUUCAGCCUACACCUCCCUAUUUUGCUAAAAUACCUGGAGGUUUAAGACAGGAUAUGGCAGUAUAUUUCCAAGGGGCUGUUCCUGCACAUGCUGUAAGCUUUGAGAUAAACCUCCAAACAGGUUGGUGUCCAGAGAGUGACAUCGCUUUUCAGUUUAACCCUCGCAUUGGGCAAUUUGUAUACUUGAACAGCAGCAGAAAUGGCUGUUGGGAAAUGGAGGAAUCUGCCUCUAUCAAACCCUUCACAAAGGAAACAUCCUUUAAUAUGUUUAUUGUCAUCAAAUCAGAGGGCUAUGAGGUCUACGUGAAUGGACUGUUCCACUGUAUGUUCAAGCACCGCUUACCUUUAGAGAACGUUUGUACACUUAGUAUAUAUGGAGAUGUUUCAAUCCCCAUCUAUGGUUUUAUUGAUAACUGGAGCAAUUCCUCUUUCAUUACGGACCAAUCUAAAAUCACAAGCAAGGGAAGUCAAAGUCUGUUACCUGUACCAACAGAGGUUUCACAGUCAUUCAUCCAGCCUGCACUUCCCUAUGUGGGUUUGCUCACAGGAGGGUUAAAACCAGACAUGGCUUUGUUCUUCCAAGGGAAUAUUCCUGCACAUGCUAAUGGUUUCGAAAUAAAUUUCAAAACAGGACCAUGUGAUGGUGAUGACAUCGCAUUUCAUUUCAAUCCUCGAAUUGGUGGAUAUGUCUACCUGAACAGCUUUAGAAAUGGUAGCUGGGAUAAGACAGAACCUACACCUAAUAUACCCUUCAAUAAGGGAACAGCCUUAAAUAUGUUUGUUGUCAUCAAAUCAGAGGGCUAUGAGGUCUAUGUGAACGGCUUAAUAUAUUGCAUAUUCAAGCACCGCAUUCCUCUAGAGAAAGUUUCAACGCUUGGCAUUCGUGGAGAUGUUUCCCUUUCCAUCUGUGGUUUAACUGAUAACUGGAAGACCUCUUCCUUCUGCUCAGGUAUAGGGACCUCUAGCGCUACACCUGUCCUUAAAGAUGUUUCAUAUCUGAUCAGCAACCCUACACUUCCCUAUAUAAAUGGAAUCCCAAGAGUGCUAAAACAAGACAUGGCUAUACUUUUCCAAGGGACUGUUCCUGUAAAUGCCAAAAGCUUUGAAAUUAGUCUCAAAACGGGACUGUCUGAUGGCGGUGACAUCGCAUUUCAUUUCAACCCUCGCAUUGGUCAGUAUGUCUACCUGAACAGCUUCCGAAAUGGUAGGUGGGAGAAGGAGGAAACUGCACCUGACAAACCCUUCACCAAGGGAGCGGCCUUCCAAAUUCUUCUAGUCAUCAAAUUUGAGGGCUAUGAGGUCUAUGUCAAUGACAUAAGACACUGCGUGUUCAAUCAUCGCAUUCCUCUAGAGAAAGUUUCAACACUUGCGAUUUGUGGAGAUGUUUCUCUUCCCAUCUGUGGUUUUAUUGAUGACUGGAAGACAUCUUCCUUUUACUCAGUUAUAGGGGCCUCAAGCCCUACACCCAUCUCUAAAGACAUUUCAUUUUCAGUCAGCAACCCUACACUUCCCUAUGUGGGUAAAAUCCCAGGAGGGAUAAAACAAGAUGUGGCUUUAUUUUUCCAAGGGACUGUUCCAACAGAUGCCAAAGGCUUUGAAAUCAAUUUUAAAACGGGGCCAUCUAAUGGUGAUGACAUCGCUUUCCAGUUCAAUCCUCGCAUUGGUCAAUAUAUCUACCUGAACAGCUUUAGAAAUGGAAGAUGGGAGAAGGAGGAAACUGCACCUGACAAACCCUUCAUCAAGGGAGCAACCUUCCAAAUGUUUAUAGUCACCAACUUUGAGGGCUAUGAGGUCUAUGUGAACGGCUUAAAACAUUGUAUAUUCAAGCACCGCAUUCCUCUAGAGAAAGUUUCAGCGCUUGGCAUUCGUGGAGAUGUUUCCCUUUCCAUCUGUGGUUUAACUGAUAACUGGAAGACCUCUUCCUUCUGCUCAGGUAUAGGGACCUCUAGCACUACACCUGUCCUUAAAGAUGUUUCAUAUCUGAUCAGCAACCCUACACUUCCCUAUAUAAAUGGAAUCCCAAGAGUGCUAAAACAAGACAUGGCUAUACUUUUCCAAGGGACUGUUCCUGUAGAUGCCAAAAGCUUUGAAAUUAGUCUCAAAACGGGACUGUCUGAUGGCGGUGACAUCGCAUUUCAUUUCAACCCUCGCAUUGGUCAGUAUGUCUACCUGAACAGCUUCCGAAAUGGUAGGUGGGAGAAGGAGGAAACUGCACCUGACAAACCCUUCACCAAGGGAGCGGCCUUCCAAAUUCUUCUAGUCAUCAAAUUUGAGGGCUAUGAGGUCUAUGUCAAUGACAUAAGACACUGCGUGUUCAAUCAUCGCAUUCCUCUAGAGAAAGUUUCAACACUUGCGAUUUGUGGAGAUGUUUCUCUUCCCAUCUGUGGUUUUAUUGAUGACUGGAAGACAUCUUCCUUUUACUCAGUUAUAGGGGCCUCAAGCCCUACACCCAUCUCUAAAGACAUUUCAUUUUCAGUCAGCAACCCUACCCUUCCCUAUGUGGGUAAAAUCCCAGGAGGGAUAAAACAAGAUGUGGCUUUAUUUUUCCAAGGGACUGUUCCAACAGAUGCCAAAGGCUUUGAAAUCAAUUUUAAAACGGGGCCAUCUAAUGGUGAUGACAUCGCUUUCCAGUUCAAUCCUCGCAUUGGUCAAUAUAUCUACCUGAACAGCUUUAGAAAUGGAAGAUGGGAGAAGGAGGAAACUGCACCUGACAAACCCUUCAUCAAGGGAGCAACCUUCCAAAUGUUUAUAGUCACCAACUUUGAGGGCUAUGAGGUCUAUGUGAACGGCUUAAAACAUUGUAUAUUCAAGCACCGCAUUCCUCUAGAGAAAGUUUCAACGCUUGGCAUUCGUGGAGAUGUUUCCCUUUCCAUCUGUGGUUUAACUGAUAACUGGAAGACCUCUUCCUUCUGCUCAGGUAUAGGGACCUCUAGCGCUACACCUGUCCUUAAAGAUGUUUCAUAUCUGAUCAGCAGCCCUACACUUCCCUAUAUAAAUGGAAUCCCAAGAGUGCUAAAACAAGACAUGGCUAUACUUUUCCAAGGGACUGUUCCUGUAGAUGCCAAAAGCUUUGAAAUUAGUCUCAAAACGGGACUGUCUGAUGGCGGUGACAUCGCAUUUCAUUUCAACCCUCGCAUUGGUCAGUAUGUCUACCUGAACAGCUUCCGAAAUGGUAGGUGGGAGAAGGAGGAAACUGCACCUGACAAACCCUUCACCAAGGGAGCGGCCUUCCAAAUUCUUCUAGUCAUCAAAUUUGAGGGCUAUGAGGUCUAUGUCAAUGACAUAAGACACUGCAUGUUCAAGCACCGCAUUCCUCUAGAGAAAGUUUCAACACUUGCGAUUUGUGGAGAUGUUUCUCUUCCCAUCUGUGGUUUUAUUGAUGACUGGAAGACAUCUUCCUUUUACUCAGUUAUAGGGGCCUCAAGCCCUACACCCAUCUCUAAAGAGAUUUCAUUUUCAGUCAGCAACCCUACACUUCCCUAUGUGGGUAAAAUCCCAGGAGGGAUAAAACAAGAUGUGGCUUUACUUUUCCAAGGGACUGUUCCAACAGAUGCCAAAGGCUUUGAAAUCAAUUUUAAAACAGGGCCGUCUAAUGGUGAUGACAUCGCUUUCCAGUUCAGUCCUCGCAUUGGUCAAUAUAUCUACCUGAACAGCUUUAGAAAUGGAAGAUGGGAAAAGGAGGAAACUGCACCUGACAAACCCUUCAUCAAGGGAGCAACCUUCCAAAUGUUUAUAGUCACCAAUUUUGAGGGCUAUGAGGUCUAUGUGAAUGGUUUAAAACAUUGCAUAUUCAAGCACCGCAUUCCUCUAGAGAAAGUUUCAACACUUGCCAUUCGUGGAGAUGUUUCCCAAAUCAUAUGUGGUUUUAUUGAUAACUGGAGCAGUUCUUCAUUCUUUAUGGAACUAAAGAAAGACACAGGCAUGAAGAGCAUAACCUCAAAUGUCAUCACUCUGGAUGUUUCACAAUCAAUCAGCAACCCUGCAAUUCCCUAUAUAGGUACAAUCCCACCAGUCAGAAAACAAGAUUUGGCUGUUCUAUUUCAAGGGACCAUUCUUAAAAAUGCAGAAAGAUUUGAUAUAAAUUUCCAAACGGGGCAAGGUGCCCAUGAUGACAUUGCAUUUCACUUUAACCCCCGGAUUGGUCGUUAUACUGCCUUGAACAGCUUCAGAAAUGGUUCAUGGGAUAAGGAGGAAUCUGUGCUUGACAAACCCUUCACUAAGGGAUCAACCUUCCAAAUUAUUGUUGUCUUUCAAUCAGAUAGAUAUGAGGUUUAUGUGAAUGGCUUGAGCCACUGCACAUUUAAACAUCGCAUACCUUUAGAGAAAGUUUCUACAAUUGCCGUUUGUGGGGAAGUUACCAUUCAGCUCAUUAGUUUUAUUGAAAGCUGGAGUUCAUCUAUCAGUAAAUAAUAAUCUAAGAAGAGUAACAUAAUUUCGACAUAAAUUUUGGAUACUGUCUCUACAUCAGGUUACCUAAGUUUUGCUGCAAGGCCAGCUUGGAUACUUCCAUUGCAUUCUAAUGGUGAAAAAAAGUUUUGUCUAUCCAAAAAUGCAGAAAGAAGUGACAAGACCAUCCAGAAGUGACAAGUGAAACUCUGUUCUGAAUUUUGUUGAAGGGUAGAUUGUCUGGCCAACAAUCUACAUUGGAAAGCCUUUGAUGUGGUUAAGCUUGCAUUAGGAUUCUCUAUUAGAGAGACUCAAAGGGGGAUUCAGGGAACAUAAGGAAUCUUUCAUAUACUUUUAUUAUCUGCUUAGGGGUAUUAAUACCGGUCAAUGCAUACUUAGUCCUGUGUUUGAAAAAUGGGCACCUUGUUGGGUAAUAUGAUUUAAAAAAUAAAAAAUUUUUUUUAAAAACUGUGCAGGCCUCUUCUUUUCUCUAGCUCACUGGUUAAAUUUCUGUUUGUUGAACUGAUUUAUCUGUUAAUUCUCAAUAAAAAAUGGAAACAUGAAGGUU